This is a messenger RNA of Trypanosoma cruzi, 645 nucleotides long. RefSeq names its product mucin TcMUCII, putative. The transcript has a single exon. NCBI's taxonomy places the organism in Eukaryota, Euglenozoa, Kinetoplastea, Trypanosomatida, Trypanosomatidae. The record is from RefSeq and is a predicted model, not a curated record. Bases 1 to 645 code for a protein of 214 amino acids.
AUGAUGACGUGCCGUCUGCUGUGCGCCCUGUUGGUGCUCACCCUGUGCUGCUGCCCGUCCGUGGGCGCGACAGCGAGUAGUGGCAAUCAAAAAGCGGCCAACGUUUCAACGUCCCCUCAGUCACAGGGAGCAGGUGGUCAAGGCACGUCAGGUGGCUCAGCGUCGCAAAGUACGUCCAGUAAAGAACACACAGGAAGUGGGAGCCAAACGUCACAAGGAUUAAGUUCCGGGAACGGUACUGCACAAAAUCCAGAUGAAAAUGGAGCGGUAGGGUCAAAAAAUCCGGACGGUAAGGACCCGAAUUCAGGCACGACGACCGAUAUCGUACAAGAGACAGGCACGGGUUCGGCUCCGUCAGCGAGUCCCGAUCCAACAUCUCCGGGGCAUAUUACAGAACAGCAACCAAGUGUAUCCGCUAACCCAGUCCAACAAAUUCAAAAGGCAAAUGCGCCAACUACGACAACCACUACGACGACCACUGCGCCAGAGGCACCAAGUACCACGACUACGGAGACGCCAAGCACGACGACGACCCGCGCACCGUCACUUCUUCGCGAAAGCGACGGCAGCCUCAGCAGCUCUGCGUGGGUGUGUGCCCCGCUGCUGCUCGCCGUAUUCGCGCUGGCGUACACCACUCUGGGCUGA